AUGUAUACUGAGUUUUAUGGUAUUUUGGUUUUAUUAAUUUUCAGUGUAGUUCUUUCUGCGAUUAUUUCUGGCGCUUCUUAUAUUUUAGGGGAAAAACAGCCGGAUCGAGAGAAAGUCUCGGCUUAUGAAUGUGGGUUUGACCCCUUUGGGGCCCCAGGACGGCCUUUUUCUAUUCGGUUUUUCUUAAUUGGUAUUCUUUUUCUUAUUUUUGAUUUAGAAAUUUCUUUCCUUUUUCCCUGAUGUGUUGUAUACAAUCAAAUAUCUCCCUUUGGUUAUUGGACUAUGGUUGUGUUUUUAGGCAUUUUAACUUUAGGUUUGGUCUAUGAGUGGUUAAAAGGUGGCUUAGAAUGAGAGUAA
Actinia tenebrosa (Australian red waratah sea anemone) is the source of this 357-nucleotide messenger RNA. Lineage: Eukaryota; Metazoa; Cnidaria; Anthozoa; Actiniaria; Actiniidae. The record is from the annotation of a RefSeq genome assembly.